Molecule: messenger RNA, 1113 nt
Organism: Antrostomus carolinensis (chuck-will's-widow)
Lineage: Eukaryota; Metazoa; Chordata; Aves; Caprimulgiformes; Caprimulgidae
Gene: POPDC2
Product: popeye domain cAMP effector 2
Exons: 4
Coding region: 1-1113 (370 amino acids)
Biological process (GO): striated muscle cell differentiation; heart development; skeletal muscle tissue development
Cellular component (GO): sarcolemma
Molecular function (GO): cAMP binding
Source: RefSeq, a predicted model, not a curated record
AUGACAAUUCGUUUCGAGCGCAGGACGGCCGGGGAGGGUGGGGAGUGGGGAAGGAUGAGCGCGAGCAGCCUCUCUUGGGACCAGGCUAUUCUCCAGCCUCCGGUGUGCGAUGCUUGGAAGGAGAUUAUGGAAGGAGCAGCCUACCAGCUGGCCAGCUGCAUCGUCCUCAUGGGCUACAUGGGGGGAAGUGGCAUCUUUGGGUCCCUCUAUAUCUUUGGCCUCCUGGCCCCAGGCUACUUCUGCUAUGCUCUGUGGGGCUGGCUGAGCGCCUGUGGGCUGGAUGUCUUCAUCUGGAACAUGCUGCUCGUCCUCAUCUGCUUGCUUCAGCUGGCUCACCUGGUUUACCGGCUCCGCAGAAACACCAUCCCAGAAGAGUUUGACCUUCUCUACAAGACCAUGUACCUGCCCUUGCAGGUUCCCCUCGAAGUCUACAAAGAAAUUGUGAAGUGCUGUGAAGAGCAAGUCCAGUCGCUAGGCAGAGACCAGUGUUACGCGGUGGAGGGCAAGACGCCCAUUGACCGCCUCUCAUUGCUGCUGUCCGGCAGGGUCCGAGUGAGCCAGGAUGGACAAUUCCUUCACUACAUCUUUCCAUACCAGUUCCUGGACUCUCCAGAAUGGGAAUCGCUGCGACCCUCUGAGGAAGGAACUUUCCAGGUCACGCUGACAGCUGAGACUGACUGCAGCUUCAUCACCUGGCCGAGGAAGAAGCUGUAUCUCCUCCUGAGGAAGGACCGCUACAUUGCCCGUCUCUUCUCAUCCUACCUGGGCUAUGACAUCUCGGAGAAGCUCUACUCCCUCAACGAGAAGCUCUUUGCCAAGUUUGGCCUUCGCUUCGACAUCCGCUUGCCCAGCCUCUACCAUGUCCUCGGGCCAACCUCCUCCGAGGGGGAGUCAGAGGACUGUGAGGAGCCACCACCCACCUCUGACCAGGCUGGUGCCUCUGAGCCCCCUCCACAGCCACAGCCACCACCGCCACCGGUUCCACGCUCCCGGGCAUCCCGGCCUGACAGUGACCUGCUGGGUGAGGACUCCACCAGUCUUGUCUUGGAAGAUUUUGCUGAGUUGCCGGGGUCUUUUAUGGACUAUGUGAGCGAAGGGGAGUAUAUGAAGUGA